CCCGGUAUUAUAGUUACUGCUUUGCUUGAGCUGCAGUUGAAGAGGUGGUAGUUAACUGCUGAGGGAUGGGGGUUAGAAAAGCGUGCACCAUCCGACUACCUGUGUGGGAUAUAUGAUGUGCUGUGUGUUAGUUUGAACAUUUAUCCAAAGGAGGGAUGUUUCAUAAUUUCAUGGACACGGCCAAUGUUGCGACUUUCACUGAUAACAUGAAACGAGGCAUUGCAAGUGCCAACAACUCUGUUAUGUGAGGAUGGCUUUGUAAAAACCCUGGCUCUUCACAUUCGUCGGGAUUCCCCGCAAUAUUCUCAACAAGAAAACAAAUCCGCAAAAAUGGACAAUGAAAGUGUAGCACAAAGAUACGAGCCCGUCGCCGAGAUUGGCGAAGGUGCUUACGGAAAGGUGUACAAGGCACGAGAUUUGAAGAACGCGGGACGCUUUGUAGCCCUAAAAAGAGUUCGGGUACAGACGGAGGAGGAAGGGAUGCCCCUCUCGACCAUCCGUGAGGUGGCGGUACUGAGGCAACUGGAGGCAUUCGAACACCCCAACGUGGUCAGACUGUUCGAUGUGUGUACUGUGUCUCGGACCGACCGCGAGACCAAGCUGACCCUGGUCUUUGAGCAUGUUGACCAGGACCUGACCACAUACCUAGAGAAAGCCCCUGAUCCUGGGGUGCCACCUGAAACUAUCAAGGAUAUGAUGUACCAGCUGCUGCAGGGGUUGGACUUCCUGCACUCACACCGUGUGGUUCACCGGGACCUGAAACCCCAGAACAUCCUGGUCACCAGUGGAGGACAGAUAAAACUGGCCGACUUCGGUCUUGCCAGAAUAUACAGCUUUCAGAUGGCCCUGACCUCCGUGGUGGUGACGUUGUGGUACAGAGCCCCAGAGGUGUUGCUCCAGUCCAGCUAUGCCACCCCAGUUGACCUGUGGAGUGUGGGCUGUAUCUUCGCUGAGAUGUUCAGGAGAAGACCUUUGUUUAGAGGAAGCUCAGAUGUUGAUCAGCUGGGCAAGAUUUUUGAUGUGGUCGGGGUUCCCUCGGUGGAGGACUGGCCCCAGGAAGUUGCCCUACCACAGAGUGCCUUCUCUCCACGACCCCCUCAGCCAAUCGGAAACCUCAUUCCUGACAUGGACGAGCUGGGGAAGUCCCUUAUACUGCAAUUCCUGGCAUUCAAUCCCGCCAAAAGGAUAUCAGCGUUUGCUGCUCUGACCCACCCCUACUUCCAGAGUGUGGAUAGUGACAGUAAGAGUGUGUACGCUCAGCCCAUUGCCAGCAACAAGCCCACCAUGGAGGAGAGCGCUGCCUGACAGCCCCCCGUCCCAGGACAAGAGAGAGAGAGAGCGAGAGAGAUGGACACAAAGACAGAGAAAGAGAGCAACAGACAGACAUUUGAUUCUAAAAUGCAACAGUGCUGUCUUCCACAAUGUACUGAUUUGAAUGCUGCUUUUUAGGAUAAUUUUUUUUAAAUAAAAAAAUGUAAACAGUGCAAGGACCCUUAAAGCUGAGAUAUACUGCCACCAGGGGAGAACCUCUGGAUGUCCAGGAGCUGCUGCCUCUUGUCUCUUCUGCCUUAGCCUGAGAAGAGGCUCCUCAGUGAGGGAACACCAAGCACCAAGGGUAGGUCGGCAUGGAUCUCACCUGGAGCUCAUCUCCACGACUGAACUGAGAGAGAGGACACACACACAUAUGUUUAUCCCAUGCAGGAGGACCUCACACUGCCUAGCGCUGCUUAUGGUCCAAACAUACAUUUGUGUUUUUAUAUCACUGCCAUCUACAGGUAGUCCUCUGUUACUGCAGGCUGGAGCAGGAUUCUGAUGGGCUUCAGUUUAAAAGACUUUGACUGGUGCGAAUGAAGCACUCCACGGAACAACUGAAAAUGGAUCACUUUGAGUUCUUCUUAUGGCAUCCAUACUUCAGUGUCAUAAAGUGAGAUGAAAUCUGAUGGACACCAUUCAAGAGCCUAUGUGUUACUCUUUCUGAUGACCUGAUCAAUCAAUCAAAUGUAUUUCUAAAGCCCUUUUUACAUCAGCUGAUGUCACAAAGUGCUGUACAGAAACCCAGCCUAAAACCCCAAACAGCAAGCAAUGCAGAUGUAGAAGCACGGUGGCUAGGAAAAACUCAAUAGAAAGGCAGGAACCUAGGAAGAAACCUAGAGAGGAACUGAGGGGUGGCCAGUCCUCUUCUGACUGUUCCGAGUGGAGGUUAUAAGAGUACAUGGCCAUUUAAGGCCAGAUUGUUCUUCAAGAUGUAUAAACGUUCAUAGAUGACCCGCAGGGUCAAAUAAUAAUUACUGGUUGUAGAGGGUGCAACAGGUCAGUACCUCAGGAAUAAAUGUCAGUUGGCUUUUCAUAGCCAAGCAUUCAGAGGUCGAGACAACAGGUGCGGUAGAGAGAGAGAGUCAAAAACAGCAGGUCCGGGACAAGGUAGCACGUCCGGUGAACAGGUCAGUGUUCCCUAUUCUCAGGCAGAAGAGUUGAAACUGGAGCAGCAGCACGACCAGGUGGACUGGGGACACCAAGGAGUCAUCAGGCCAGGUUGUCCUGAGGCAUGGUCCUAGGGCUCAGGCCCUCCAGGAAGGGAGAGAGAGAGAAUUAGAGGGAGCAUACUUAGAUUCACACAGGACACCUAAUAAGACAGGAUAAUUACACAAAAUAGGACAGACUGACCCUAGCCGCCGGCACAUAGACUAUUGCAGCAUAAAUACUGGAGGCUGAAUGGGGGGGGGGCACUGUGGCCCGUCCGACGAUACCCCCGGACAGGGCCAACCAGGCAGGAUAUAACCCCACCCAUUUUGCCAAAGCACAGCCCCCAAACCUUUACAGCUAUAUCAACAGACCACCAAUUUACUACCCUGAGACAAGGCUGAGUAUAGCCCACGAAGAUCUCCUCCACUUCACAAGCCGAGGGGGUGCAAAACCGGACAGGAAGAUCACGUCAGUGACUCAACCCACUCAAAUGACGCACCACUCCUAGGGACGACAUGGAAGAGCACCAGUAAGCCUGUGACUCAGCCCCUGUAAUAGGGUCAGAGGCAGAGAAUCCCAGUGGAGAGAGGGGAGCCAGCCAGGCAGAGCCAGCAAGGGCGGUCCGUCGCUCCUGUGCCUUGUUCACCUUCUCACCCCUGGGUCAGACAACACUCAAUCAUAGUACCUACUGUAGAGAUAGAUGAGUCUUCAGUAAAGACAAAGGUUGAGACCGAGUCUGCUUCUCUCACAUGGAUAGGCAGACUAUUCCCUUUGCUCUGUAGGAGAAAGCCCUGCCUCCAGCUAUUUUCUUAGAAAUUCUACGGACAAUAAGGAGGCCUGUGUCUUGUGACCGUAGCGUACGUGUAGGUAUGUACGGCAGGAUCAAAUCUGAGAGAUAGGUAGGAGCAAACCCAUGUAAUGAUUUGUAGGUUAGCAGUAAAACCUUGAAAUCAGCCCUAGCCUUCUCAGGAAGCCAGUGUAGAGAGGCUAGCACUGGAGUAAUAUGAUCAAAUGUUUUAAUUCUAGUCAUUCUAGGAUUCUAGCAGCCAUGUUUAGCACUAGCUGAAGUUUAUUUAGUGCUUUAUCCGGGUAGCCGGAGAGUAGAGCCUUGCAGUAGUCUAAUCUAAAAUCAUUUUUGGACAAAAAGUUUCUGAUUUUUGUAAUGUUACAAAGACGGAAAAAAAGCUGUCCUUGAAAUAUUCUUGAUAUGUUCGUCCUUCACAGUUUUAUUUGAGACGACUAUACAACUAUCAAGCUUAUUUGUCAGAUCCAACAGCAGAUCUCUUUGUUUUGUCCGGGUUUAAAAUAAUUUGCCGCCAUACACUUCCUUAUGUCUGAAACACUGGCUUCCAGAGUAGGCAAUUUUGGGGCUUCACCAUGUUUAAUCGAAAUGUACAGCUGUGUGUCGUCCGCAUAGCACCAACAGGUAGAAUAUAUAGUGAAAACAAUAGUGGUCCUAAAACAGAACCUUGAGGAAUGCCGAAACGUACAAUUUAUUUGUCAGAGGACAAACCAUCCACAGAGACAAACUGAUAUCUUUCCGAAAUAAAAUGACCUGAUGACCUGAUA
Molecule: messenger RNA, 4032 nt
Organism: Oncorhynchus keta (chum salmon)
Lineage: Eukaryota; Metazoa; Chordata; Actinopteri; Salmoniformes; Salmonidae
Product: cyclin-dependent kinase 6-like
Exons: 8
Coding region: 331-1305 (324 amino acids)
Biological process (GO): G1/S transition of mitotic cell cycle; regulation of G2/M transition of mitotic cell cycle; protein phosphorylation
Cellular component (GO): cytoplasm; nucleus; cyclin-dependent protein kinase holoenzyme complex
Molecular function (GO): cyclin binding; ATP binding; cyclin-dependent protein serine/threonine kinase activity
Source: RefSeq, a predicted model, not a curated record